Molecule: messenger RNA, 1308 nt
Organism: Exophiala oligosperma
Lineage: Eukaryota; Fungi; Ascomycota; Eurotiomycetes; Chaetothyriales; Herpotrichiellaceae
Exons: 1
Coding region: 70-1308 (412 amino acids)
Biological process (GO): secondary metabolite biosynthetic process
Molecular function (GO): FAD binding
Source: RefSeq, a predicted model, not a curated record
GUUCAACUGAACAUCUUCACCUUCUUAUCGACGCAACCAAUCAACCCCCAAAGUCACAAUUAUAUCGACAUGUCUGAGGAAGUUGCCAUCAUCGGCGCCGGUCUAGCUGGCUUGACUCUUGCCCUCGCUUUGCACCAACAAGGCAUCAAAUCCACCAUUUACGAAUCGCGACCUGCUCCCCUCAACAUUGGCGGGGCAGUCAUGCUUUCACCCAACGCUCUCAAAGUGCUGGACGCUCUCGAUUUGUACCAGGCCGUCCGCGCGAAGGGAUUCAACUUUGAAGAGCUUGAGAUGCAAAAGGUCGACGGUGAACUGAUCGAGAUGUAUGAGUUCGGCAGCGAGGAGAAGUACGGGUUUCCUGGAAACCGAAUCUACCGCUUCGAGCUCAUCGACAUCAUCCUGGGCAAGAUCAAGGAGCUUGGCAUCCCUACCAGGUUCGGUACGAAAUACACGCGGGUUCUCGAAGAGACAAAUGAUCAUGUCGUUUGGGAAUCGGCUGAUGGCAACAAACACACUGCUUCCUGCCUCGUCGGAGCCGAUGGAAUUCAUUCUACCGUCCGCAAGUACCUUUACCCCGACCUCGUGCCGAGAUUCACCAACAUGGCUGGCAUUACGGCCGCGGUGCCCACCGCACCUGUCAAGCACCUAGGCAAGCCAAUCACCAAGCCCGUGACCAUCAUCUCUGAGCAAAAGGGGGCCUUUGUCAUCGCGCCCCAACGCGUUGAUGGCUCCGAGGCCCUGAUUGGCAAGCAGAGGCGAGUGGAGGAGAUGAGUCGCGAGGGAUGGGACCGGUACAUCGCGGACAAGGAGUCUUUGAUCAAGUUCAUGCAAGAAGACGCCGGGGCUUUCGGAGAGGUCGCCAUGAGCUCGACGAAGCACAUUGACCCGAACAAGAUGAACGUCUGGCCGUUCUACGUCAUCCCACAGCUCGACAAGUGGGCCUCGGAGGGACGACGCGUCGUGAUCCUCGGCGACAGCGCCCACGCCAUCCCGCCGAGUGCAGGACAGGGUAUCAACCAGGCGUUCGAGGAUGUCUACAUGUUCGCCUUGCUCCUGGCUGCGAGCGCGGCGGGGAGGGUCGACUUCCAGGCUGCAUUGACCUUCUGGCAGGACUAUCGACAGGGGAGGGUCAACAAGGUCCUGGAUGUCAAUAAGCAGAUCGAUCUCAGGAGACUCCCCAAAGACCAGCUCAAGGGUGUGUCGGCGGAAGGGGUGGCUCAGCAAGACUUUGACCUUACCUGGCUCUAUGCGCCGGAUUUCAAGGCGGAUGUUGAGGAUUGGGUCAAGAGUCACGGUGCCGCUGCAUAG